Messenger RNA from Oncorhynchus nerka (sockeye salmon), 1604 nucleotides. Its product is annotated as S-adenosylmethionine-dependent nucleotide dehydratase RSAD2-like. The coding region runs from base 90 to 668 and encodes 192 amino acids. Gene Ontology annotation, biological process: defense response to virus; positive regulation of immune response. The record is from RefSeq and is a predicted model, not a curated record. Lineage: Eukaryota; Metazoa; Chordata; Actinopteri; Salmoniformes; Salmonidae. Gene Ontology annotation, molecular function: 4 iron, 4 sulfur cluster binding. Gene Ontology annotation, cellular component: mitochondrion; endoplasmic reticulum. The transcript has 5 exons.
UUUUAUUUUUUGACACGCAAAGACCCAAACAGGGUUCCUUAGCAAAGACCCAAACGGCACCCCAUAGAAAUCCUGAAAAGACUGAAUAAAUGAACAACAAAGCAGCACAGCAAGACAUUCUGUCCAUUUCCUGUCACAGCUUUGACGGGGACACCAACCAGACUUUUGGCAGAGCCCAGGGCAGGAAGAGCCACCUGGACAACCUCUUCAAGGUCCGUGACUGGUGCCAGAAGUACAAAGUGGCGUUCAAAAUCAACUCUGUGAUCAACACCUUCAAUGUGGAUGAAGACAUGAGAGAAAACAUCACAGAACUCAACCCUGUACGCUGGAAGGUGUUCCAGUGUCUGCUGAUCGAUGGCGAGAACAGUCUGAGGGAGGCAGAGAAUUUUGCCAUCAGCGACCAGCAUUUUCAGGUCUUCCUGGAAAGGCACAGCAGCAUCAGCUGCCUGGUACCAGAGGCCAAUCAGAAGAUGAGAGAUUCCUACCUCAUGCUGGAUGAAUAUAUGCGUUUCCUGGAUUGCCGAGAGGGGAGGAAAGAUCCAUCCAAGUCCAUCCUUGAUGUUGGCGUGGAAGAGGCCAUUCAGUUCAGUGGCUUUGCCGAGAAGAUGUUCCUAAAGAGAGGAGGGAAAUAUGUGUGGAGCAAAGCUGACAUGCGGCUCGAGUGGUGAUCCACACAUUAUAAUCAGUUAUUGCUACACUUCUGAAUGUAUUUUCUGUAUGUUUUUUUAUUAAAAAAAUAGUUUCCGCCUGUAUAACAGCACUUUAUACUUAAAUAUUUAUGAUAUUCUAAAAGUUAUGUUGGAAUCUUUUACUGCUAUACCUUGAGGCGUUUGUGUACUGUACCUUUAAUUAGUAGUACAAUUACACAACACAGCUACUCUACAGGGACAACUAUUUAAUCACUCACUGGAUAAUAAUAACUUGCUUUUUGUAUGUCCAGAUUUGUUGGUUUUUCCUUAUAUGUCCUGUUAUCCAAUUUUUUACAUGUUCUAUUCACCAGCCAAGAGGCUUAUUUGAACUUUCGUGUAGUAUUUGGAAUUUAGCACUUUGAGUGAAAUGUGGGGAAUUUAUGAAUACAGUUACUACUAUUUGCAGUGUGUUACAUCUGUCUCUGUAUGUAAUGUAUCGGGGGGAAAAAAAUAUGACUUUGCAUGAUACAGAAUGAUGUUUGUUAAUCACAAUCAAUUUACAGGAAGCAUAUUUAUUCAGUAUCUGGAUCAGGUUUGUUGCCAUACAACCAUUCCAAUUUUAAGAGGCAACUACUGUAGCUUAAAGUUAUAUGCUAUUGUUCUCCAUCCAUUUCAGUGGUUGUAGUUCUACUGUAGCCUAAAUGUGCAGUACAUGUCUAUUGGGAUAACUCAAAUCCCCACCCCUGAUAAGAUUGCUCACUGGAUCAUUAUGAGGAUGGGUUCCCUUGGGACUGACAUGAUGUCUCUGUUUACUACAGUAUGUUGUAAUCAGGUCUUGAUCUUUGUCUCAUCCUAUCUGGAGAUUCUUAAUGGGACAAUAGUCAGUCCCCCUUAUAUUAAUAAGCAGGCCUAUAAGCCUUCAUCUAUUGCUACUGAAGCUGAAUGCAAGCAUCAAGUAAAGCUUCAUUUUCUUUC